UUGUGUGGACUAUAAUAAAAUUGCACUUUAGCAGUUAUUCUGCAAGUUUGUUCCUCUGUUCUCCGCUUUCGAUUGUUUACAAGAUUUGAGGUGUGUGGACGGAGCACCUGUGAGACAGCGGGACUGGCCACAUUGCUGCUUUCCACGUGUAUUAAAGACAAAGUGAAGGACAUUUAUAUUCCGCCAUAUACACGUAAGCAGAACCUACCUGAGCAUGUCGGUGGAAUCCACCCCAAGCACUAAUGACCACACAUCCACCUUCGCAUAUGAGGAUUCUGAUGUGGAACGUAUUUUGAAGCGUGUUGAAUCUUUUCAGUUGGAGGUUUCCAACUUUUCACCAGAAUAUGACGCUGGAAAACAGUUAUUGAACCUGCAAAAGAAAGAGAUCAGCCUUACACUGCAUGUUAGCACUUUGGCCCAGUAUAUUAAACAAAAGCGCAUCCCAAGAGGCUUGCGGCUGGACAUUAAGCCUAAUCUAGGCAUUGAAGACCCUGCCUUUAACCAACAGUGGUUUGCCAUAUGCAAUAAAUGUAGCCUGGACCUGAUGCUACUAUCAGUCGAUAAUCUCUCUACGCAAGUGGAGACAAUUAGAUCAGAUAUUGAAAAACUCCGUACACAAAUAAUUGCGGAUAAAGGUGAGGAAGAAGCCGUUAAAAUCUUCUCACAGCAGCGUGAACCACUCAAUAGACUGCGUGAGCAGGUCGCAAUUAAAAAAGCAUCGAAACUAGAAAGAGACGCGAACGAUUAUCUUCAAAACCGGGUCUAUACAUGGCGGGAGGACCGUUACCAGCAGAGGGAAGACCGCUCCUACCUGAGAGAAGAUCGUGGCCGCCAGAGGGAGUAUCGCGGCAGAGGAACGUACCGGAAAGCAGAGGGACAGUAUUGGCAACGCACCAGAGGAAGUUCCCGGACCGGAUUGCCAGCCCCACACGGAUACUCGCACCAGAACUAUCGCUCCACUCCAAAUGCUGCACAUAUGGAGUCAUAUGCGUCCAGCAGCAGCGACGAUUACAGCCCAUCCACCUCCAGCCAGCCUUUUUUAGAUGUGGAUCCACGGGAAAAGGGCUAUCCACCGAAGCGCUCAUACAAAAACCCUCGAGCACCUAUACCAAGGGAGCAAUAUCCACAGAGACUCCACUCCAAGCCGAGAUUUUGAGAAAAACCUACAUUUCUACUGUGGGUUCACGUUGAGAUUCUUAUCUUGGACUUUUAGAACACAGUCGACACUUUUCACCGCUUGCACAUACAUAUUGCCACCUUAACAUGUAUUACAUGUUUUUAUAUUUAUAUUUAUAUUUAUUGUUAAACCUCUAUGAUGGGUGGGGGCGGGGUGACACACCCCCAGGUGUGGUUAUAUAAUGUUGUACUUUGCACUGGCACUUCACACUUGAAAAAGGGCCUGUGAGGCCCGAAACAUGUUGUGUGGACUAUAAUAAAAUUGCACUUUAGCAGUUAUUCUGCAAGUUUGUUCCUCUGUUCUCCGCUUUCGAUUGUUUAAAUGAUAACUUGGUAUCUGGGUAGAAAAGUUUGUAUCUAGCCAGAUUUAAAUUCUAAGGUAUGUCUGUUUCUUAAUAACUCGUUACCUAAUUUAUUUAUAACUGUCUGAAUUUUAUUUCCUGUUAUCAGGGCCGGGCCGUGCUGACAGAGCGCCCUAGGCAGCCGGCAGGAUACCCCUGCCAGUGUGCGCGCCCGGAACUCUAAGAGCAGACACGCGCUGAGAAGUGCGCACUCGCAAUUGUGCGCAUGCGCAAGAGCACAUUCGCACAAUAACCAGGCCAAGGGGAAGGGCACGGGAGGUAGUGACCGAACUAUCGGGUAGGCAGAAAACGUUUUAUUAGGUACCUGCCCAGCGCCCCCACAUCUUU
Messenger RNA from Xenopus laevis (African clawed frog), 1865 nucleotides. RefSeq lists its product as uncharacterized. The coding region runs from base 215 to 1156 and encodes 313 amino acids. NCBI's taxonomy places the organism in Eukaryota, Metazoa, Chordata, Amphibia, Anura, Pipidae. The transcript has 3 exons. The record is from RefSeq and is a predicted model, not a curated record.